UUUUCACUAUUUCAAAUUAGCAGAUUUGCUUGAUUAUCGCAUGUCACAAUGGAAUUUGUAAUACGAAUUACAAUUUUACUUGCCAUCUCAUCCUCUUGGGUGGCUGCCACGGAGAACAAAGAUGUCGAAGCAUGCAUUCAACGAAACAAGGAGAGACGCAGUGGCCGAUUAUGUCCUCCAAUGGGAUACAAAGAUAAAUAUGAGGUAGCUUUUGUACAAAAUUCACCCGUGAAGUACGGAUGCGCCUUCAUAGAACACGACUGGCAAAUAACCGAUGCGCCAUUACUUCAUUUGUGGAUGGAAGAGCAACUUAACGACUCACCCACAUAUUGCAAGAACACAAGUAAUAUGAACCACUACAUUUUUGAGUGCUUGUCAAAAAACGAACCGACCAAUGAGGGAGAGAUUGACCAAGGCUUUCAGUACAUGUCGUUAUUCGAGUAUACACCAAACCCAUAUUCUCAACACAUUAAUAAAUCCAGCAGACUAUCCUACAGAUGUGCUGUGUAUGUCGCUGAUGAUCAUGUUAACUAUGGGGUUGUAGUAAUUCGAAUGGCACUUAGCAAGGGAAAAGCAAAUAAUUUUGAUGUAAGCCAGUGUGAAGGUCUGUCGAAAAUUCUGGUAAAUAGAGAUCUGCCUGACGAUCCAGCGGUGCAACAAAAUUGGCCCGAAGGAGUAACAUAUCUAUUUAUAAUGGGAGACCUCCAGCCCAAAAGACGUAUAACUACUACAACUACUUCAGCUCCUACAACAACUACAGAACCUUUAGAAGAAAAAUACUCAACAUUUUACAAUUUAUUGGGUAUACUAGCGAGAAUCAUGCCCGAAACUUUUGAAUUUGAUGAUUAA
Melanaphis sacchari is the source of this 849-nucleotide messenger RNA. RefSeq lists its product as uncharacterized. The coding region runs from base 49 to 849 and encodes 266 amino acids. Lineage: Eukaryota; Metazoa; Arthropoda; Insecta; Hemiptera; Aphididae. The transcript is spliced from 5 exons. The record is from RefSeq and is a predicted model, not a curated record.